Messenger RNA from Columba livia (rock pigeon), 887 nucleotides. RefSeq names its product leucine rich single-pass membrane protein 2 (gene LSMEM2). The record is from RefSeq and is a predicted model, not a curated record. NCBI's taxonomy places the organism in Eukaryota, Metazoa, Chordata, Aves, Columbiformes, Columbidae. The transcript has 4 exons. The coding region runs from base 273 to 782 and encodes 169 amino acids.
CUAUGGUGGGCUGGCAAUCCCUUUACCCUGGGAAGGGGGCACAGAGCACUGCCACAGGCUGCUGUCCCUUUGCCACACUGGCACUGUGCUGCCAGCAGCCCUGACCAUGCCACUGGGCCACCCUCCCCACGGUUAUUUUUAUCCCCUCCCAACUGUGUUUCUCACUGUUCUAUUUUAAGUGGUGCAGUUGGCGCACCGGGAACCCAGUGCCCAGCUCUCGGGGGCCCUGCACUGCCUCGCUGCCCGCUCACACUGCCCGGGCACGGGGAGCCAUGCCCAGGGAGGCUGGAGAAGACAGCAUGGGACGGGCUGAGAGUGCUGUGGCAGCAGAGCCUGGGGACCCCGACGGUGGUGAGCCCGGAGCCAUCAGCCUGCACCCCGUGGAGUCCAUCAGCGACCUGCACUGGGCCUCGGGCGGGCACAAGGGUGCCGAGGACAACAGCCCGGCUCCCUCCAGCAGCCUGCGUCGGCCCCCGCCUCGCCCUGCACCCCUCAGCCCCCCGGUGCUCCUGCCCACGCUGCGCCCCGUGCCCCCCGCCGGCCCCUGCCCCUGCCUCGGUCCUGGCCACCCCCUGCUCCUGGCCCUGCUGGGACUCCUGGCACUCGCCAGCCUGGUCCUGGCCACACUGGCCAUCUACCUGAGUGUCCUGCAGAGCCAGUCGGUGCGGGCGCUGGCCCAGUGGCUGCGGAGCCAGGAAGAGGCCGUGCGGCAGCUGCGGGCAGCCAGCGGGCAGCUCUGGGCUCGCCUCAAUACCAGCAUUGAGCCAGGCGGGCAUCGCUGAGCUGCUCCCAGCACCAGCAUGGGAAACGGGACACGAUGGGAAGGGGCACCGAAGGGCAGGAGGGGGGAGUUGGCGGCCCUACCACCCCUGCAGCCCGCUCAGACC